GCAGCCGUGGAGUGGCUCACGGCGAACAACCACCUCCACAGGCAUUACCGCGCCCUGCGCCAGGAUGCCCUGGCGGGAGGGGAGACCUACAUCAGGACUGCCCGGUGCCUGCUGCACCUGGGCGGCAUCGAGGUGGCAGCCCGGCCGCACUUGCACCCGCGGCCUGCGUUCGCCGACACCGGCAUCAAGAAGCGAUUGCAGGAGGGCGGCUGGGAGGCGGGGACGCCGCCUGUCAAGCGGUCCAUCAUGCGCAAGCUCAGCUGCCGCGUGGCGGACUACUACAUGGGCAUGAUUGGCGCCGCCGACAAGACGGAGCAGCCCCCGGAUAAUUUCACCGUCGCGAACCACACCUUCGAGAGCUACUGGAGAAACCAGGCCAGCGUCCUCGUGGACAGGGCCCGGCAGCGGGGCCUGCCCACGCUGUUCCCCACGCGCACGGUGGCGGAGUGGAAGUUCCCGCUCCUGUCUGCCGUCUUCGCCAGGUACAAGAAAGCAGGCCGCCUCACGGACAUACAGGGCCCCCUCACCAUGCACGCCUAUCACGUGAUCAGGAAGGUCCUGGACGAUUUCCUUCGGUCGGAGUGUGUGCCCGCGUACUUCAAGAGAUUGCAUGACUACAGCCUGCGCGUGGAGUUCCAGGGCCGCGGCACCCUUCACGCCCACCUCGUGGGCUGGGUUGGGUGGUACAUCCUCGCUGGGAGGACCGACGCCGAGCACUGCUCGCCGCUCGCCCGUCGCCUCGACGAGAUCUUCGCGGGCCGCGUCGACGUGGCCUGCGGCCAGGGCAUGGACGAGGCGCUCCUGAAUCACGUUACGAGGUACGCCGCGAAGGCUUCCGUUUCGCUGUCCUGGCGCGCCUCCGGGCACGGCGACAUCGAGGACUCUCAGUGGCUCCGCACAUACCGCAUGCUCACCAAGCGAGCCCUCACUGGCCCUGAGAUGAUCAUCGACCUCGCGACCGCGCCGCUCAUGAUGCACACCUACGAGCAGUCCGCCACGCACGCGCAGGCGCCCGACUCCAGGUCCGGGUUCGGCCCCCUCGGCAGGCUCGACAACGACGCGGAGAAGAGCCGGCCCAUCCCCGACACGGCGCACCGCAAGUUCCACGACUUGUACCUGGACCGCGAAGGACAGGGAGGUCGCCUCCCACCCGACGCUGCGGGCUUCCAGGAGUCCUUCGCCGACUUCGCCAGGAUGCACAGGUACGACCCCGCGAAGCACCGCGCCGCGCAGAGGUUCCAGGGCACGCGGGCCCAAGCGUGCUUUGGCAAGGUGUCCUGCUCCGUCGGUUUCUCCUUCUCCUGGGGGGCCCGCGACAACUUCGCGGGCCAAUUCAUGGCUACCUUCGUGCCGCGCGACAAAGCCAACGACUGGGAGCUGCGCGAAGAGCUGCCCGGGCGCGGGGAGCCGCCGCGCCCGGAGAACACGCGGUUCCUGACCGCUGCCCUCCGCAGCGCGUGUCGGGACGGAGGGGCGGUUCGGUCGUCUCUCCAGCGGUGGAUCCGCGAGGAGGAUGCCCGUUUGGCCGAGUACGUCGAUUUCGCCCAGAGCUGCGAGGAGCGCGGCAAGCCGUCCAACAGGAAGGCCAGCACCGACGCGUUCAAGUCCUUCGCCUUCCAGUCCGCCCAGGCUCGCGGCGCGCAGCUGGUGCAGGGCUGCGGGCCGGUUGCCAAGGAGCGCACGGCAGUUCGGGAAUGGUUGGUCUCGGGCAGAGCCGUCUCCUUCGACGCGCCGGAGGACAGGGAGAUUGCCUUCCUGGCGGCCGACGCGGCGUUCGAUCUCAUCAAGACGGGCUGGAACUUGCAGCGGCCGCACCACUUGCUUCCGCGCGCGUGGCCCCCCGGCCAGGCGGAGCACCUCCGCGUGGCCCGUGCCGCCCUGUCCGUGGAAGACUCCCACGAGCUCCGGCUCGCCCCGGUGCUCUCCCGAUUCGCGCACGUUUCUGGGGAGCCUGGGCGCGGGAAGAGCGAGGCCAUCAUCUACGCCGCGCACGAGGCCUCCCAGCGCGAGGCCCGGGUGCCGGCAGCAUGUCCGACGGGCGUCCUCGUGGGCCAGUACCGGGACAGGUUGCCGUCUACCCAGUUCGUCACCGUGGAGACGAUCCACUCGGAGCGGAGAGUCUCCCGGGACUACGACCCCGGUGGGCAGCGGGGGAUUCGUCCGACAUUUCCUGUCCAGCACAUCCACAUGGAGACGCACGAGUUCGCCAGGUCCAAGGACCCCGUGCUGCUGGACUUCCUCUCGGACAUCCAGGCCCGGCAGCCAAUCCGGCGAGCGCUGAAGGACUUCUUCGGCGAGCGGCACCUGGGCCGGAACUUGCCGCGCGCCGUAGCGGAGCGUCGCCGGGUUUCCCAGGAGGCCGCCCCUGGGGACAGGGACCCUGUCACGUGGCUCACGCGCACGAACGAGGGGACGCAGAAGGUCAAUUGCGAGUACCUUCGACAGUCGCAUGACUUGGAGCAGGCUUCCAUCGACGCGCACCCCGGGGCCUUCCGCUCGGACCCCGACUAUGGCGAACGCAAGACGGACUUCUGCAACGGCGCCACGGGCACCGUCGCCUUCGUCCUCUCGGAUUGGACGUCCGGGCCGCCCGUGUUCAUAGUGCGGCUCUCCCACGGGGUGUACGUCUUGGUGCACCCCAUCAAGACGGAGCAGGGCCUGCGCUGCACGGCGGCGCACAUCCCGGCCGUCUACGGCUAUGGCAUGACCACUCGCCAGGCACAGGGCGCCACGUUGCGCCGAGUGGCCCUGCACUCCGAGCUCCGGCGGCCGGCCUGCCGGGGCUUCGCGCACGUGGGCCUCAGCAGGGUCUCGCGCCGCGACGGCGCUUUCUACUUCGGCCGCCAUCGGCGGACGGACUGGCUCCCGGCGGGCGGCCCUGGGGCCCCCGCGGAGCAGGUGGAGCGGGGCGUCGACUCCACGGACGACUCCGACCUGUCUGACGAGGAGGCCGGCUCGGUGGCGCACGGGCUCGCACUCCGGCGGGUUGGCGUCGCGCGCGCCGGCGCUCCGGGCGAUUCCGACGCCGACGGCGGCCUGGCGCUGCUGGGCGGCCAGGGGGCGGGCACGGCCGCCGACUACGGUGCCCUCUUCGGGGGCGACUCGGCCUCCGACACCCCAGGCGCUGAUGCCGAGUCGGGCAGUGGGCAGGGCGGCGGCUCCGACAGCGAGGACGGCGCCCUGUUCGGGUAG
Prorocentrum cordatum is the source of this 3192-nucleotide messenger RNA. The record is from the annotation of a GenBank genome assembly. NCBI's taxonomy places the organism in Eukaryota, Dinophyceae, Prorocentrales, Prorocentraceae.